AUGACCCGGCCUGAACCAAUCACACUCGUUUACAAGCGUAUCGGCGACUUAGAUCUUGCUCUCGACAUCUAUGCACCUCCAACGGCCGAUACCAGCAAAAUUGCAGCUCUCGUAUACUUCCAUGGAGGUGGUCUGACUGUUGGUGACCGUACGAGCUGGUUCCCGACUUGGUUAUAUGAGCGUCUGGCGAAGGAAGGUAUCGCAUUCAUAUCUGCCGACUACCGCCUGAUGCCGCCGUCAUAUGGACCGGACAUUCUGUCCGACGUCCUCGACGUCCUAACUUUCAUCCGGGACGACCUCAACGGAGCGCUGGAUACGAAAGGCCUGACUCUCAGUAUUGACCCGGAACGGAUAGGGGUUUCGGGCACCAGCGCCGGUUCGCUAUGUGCAUAUCUCGCCGCAGCCCACUUGCGACCGCGCCCUCAGGUCGUGCUAUCGUUAUGCGGUAUGGGCGGAAAUAUGUUCACUAAACAUUUAGUCACCCGCAAAACGGAGCCCUUUUGGAAAGGAUACGAGAUGCUGGAUCCUCGCGCAGAACCCUACGCCACAUAUACCCACCCACGCUGUCUACAGCUACCGCCACUCGCGAGCAGCUCACUGGCGUUUCACGGACCAGACUCCCCAACACCUGGAUACCCAGCCAACCCGCGCAUGCAGCUGGCACGGUUGUACAUCCAAGAAGGCAUUUACGCAGACUACUGGGCGGGCGAGCAUGAGCCGAGCUUAUCUGGACGCGUCGCGGAGUUGCUCGAUGGCGGUGCGGACGCAGAGGCUAUCGACGCGUGGCUGGCGAAGGAGCUAUCUCAAGAUCUCGUUUCACUCUUUCCUCAGCUGCUGGUCGGCGCUGAUUGGCCGCCGUCCGUACUGGUGCACGGUGAGGCGGACACGGCGGUGCACGCUGAUGAAAGUCGGUAUCUGCACUCGAAGAUGGUGCGCGCGGGCGCGCACGCGGAGCUACGUAUACUCCCUGGAGAGGAGCACUCCUUUGAUUACAGUCCCGGUGCUGACGGAAGGUACGGUGUACCAGGCGGGCUGUACGAUGAGCUAGUUGGGUUUGUUUCGCGGUAUCUGAAAGUCUAG
Molecule: messenger RNA, 1080 nt
Organism: Peniophora sp. CBMAI 1063
Lineage: Eukaryota; Fungi; Basidiomycota; Agaricomycetes; Russulales; Peniophoraceae
Source: the annotation of a GenBank genome assembly